Molecule: messenger RNA, 648 nt
Organism: Lactuca sativa (garden lettuce)
Lineage: Eukaryota; Viridiplantae; Streptophyta; Magnoliopsida; Asterales; Asteraceae
Source: RefSeq, a predicted model, not a curated record
AUGAGCAUGAUGGGAAAAAUCAAUAAGUUUCUUGGAUUGAAUAUUCGUCAAAAUAGAGAAGGUAUUUUUAUCAAUCAGGAAAAAUAUAUGAAGAAUUUGCUAGAGAAGUUUGGAUUGACGAAUAGCACAAAGUUACGAGUUCCGAUGGCUACUGACAUCAAACUGACACCUUCGUUAGAUAAACCUUCUGUUGAUCAAACUCUCGACAGAAGCAUGAUUGGUCCAUUACUUUAUCUUACUAUUAGUAGACCUGACAUCAUGUUUUCUGUAAGUAAUUGUGUUAGGUAUCUGUCAAAUACACGAGAACCACAUUUCACUGCUGUAAAGAAUAUAUUUCGUUAUCUUAAAGGAACGAUUUUGUUAGGAUUGUGGUAUCCUUCGAAAAAUGGGUUAUUUGUUCAAGCAUAUUCGGAUGCAGAAUUGGGAGGUUGUAAUCUUGAUAGGAAGGGCACAAGUGGUGGUUGUCAAUUGAUGGAUGGCAAAUUGGAUCAUGUGGAAGAUGGAAAUAUUGAAGUGCAUUUUAUGAAAACAACACAUCAGUUAGCUGAUAUUUUCACAAAACCAUUGGAUGGAAAAUCGUUCGUGAGAAUUUUGGAAGGACUUGGAAUGAUCGAUGGAGAUUCUGUUCCAUGCAAAAAAGGAGACUGA